This is a messenger RNA of Microthlaspi erraticum, 1116 nucleotides long. The record is from the annotation of a GenBank genome assembly. NCBI's taxonomy places the organism in Eukaryota, Viridiplantae, Streptophyta, Magnoliopsida, Brassicales, Brassicaceae.
AUGAACACAGUAGAUGUUCCAGAGGAUUUGGUAGUAGAGAUACUCUCUAGGGUUCCGGAGGUUUCUGUCGCACGGUUCCGAUCCAUACCCAAGGGAUGGAACGCUCUGAUAAAAAAAGAAGAGAGACUUGCAAAGAAGUCUCUGAUUCUCAUUUUGCUUGAUUUUAGGGUUUAUUUAGCGAGCAUUGAUCUCCGCGACAAUGUUGUAAAGCUAACAAGCCAGUUUAGCCUCAAAGACCCUCUUUGUAAUCCUUCCAAAGAAGUCGAUUUAUGCGACGACGUCUUUCAUUGCGACGGUUUAUUGCUAUGCACCACGGAGGACAAAAGACUUGUAGUUUGGAACCCACGUUCAGGGGAAACCAGUUGGGUCAAACCUAUAAUUUCACACGAGCAAAUGGGUAUAUAUGCUCUCGGUAAAUCCUCGUGCAACAAGUACAAAAUCUUGAGGAUAAAUACAUCCACUUAUUAUAUGCCCACAGACCUAGUUGAGUACGAAGUCUAUGACUUUAACUCAAAUUCGUGGAGGGUUAUUGUUGGUGAGUGUAGAGACUGGUACAUUCUACUGCCAUGGCAUUGGGGUAUGUCUGUGAGUGGAAAUACUUACUUGCUUGCUGGUGAUGUUAAAGUUGGGGAAUUCUUACUAAGUUUUGAUUUUUCAACCGAGAGAUUCGGACGUGUGUCUCUUCCUCCUGGUAAUGAUGAUGUUUCCUAUCAUGUUUGGGGUCUAUCGGUGACAAGAGAAGAGCAACAACUUUGUCUGCUAACUGCUCAGAACAAAGAGGUAUUAGAUUUAUGGAGGGCAACAAAGAUUGAGAGUAGCGGAGCCGGGUCAUGGUGCAAGUUCCUAUCACUUGAUUUAGCCUAUCUCCAUCAUCCUUUGGACUUGGAGGUUGGGAUGAACUUUUUGGCCGACCGAGAGAAUAGAGUUUUGGUGUUUGCCGGUAAACAUGGGAAACCUAGCAACUUCUUACACAUUGUGGGAGAAGACAAAUACAUACAAGUGGAUCAUCAUGAUGUACCGUCUCACUGCUCACUUCUCCUAAAUUAUGUCCCAACUUUGGUUAAAAUCCAACAAGGUAAUUUGGGGGUUGGCGCAAGGAAAGCACCAAUCACUUGA